GUGCAAGAGUAAGAGGCGAGGGGUGCUGGGCGUGCGAGGCCCAGAGCGAGUCUCGGGUCCCCCGGAGCGUGUGUGUGUGUGUGUGUGUACGUGAAAGUGGAGUUGCCUUGAGCCUCGCAGUCUUCCCGGGGGUCUUUACACGGUCUGCUUCCCAGAGGUCCUACCUGGCGCAUGGUACAUAGACCUUUUCGUGCGCCCCAAAGUGAGUUGGCGCUGAUAGCUUGGCUCAGAGCAGAAGAGGAAGGUAGUGGCUCCAACCCUUUUCGGCAUCUGGAGAAGAGUACUGUCUUACAGGAGGCUCGUCUAUUCAAUGAAACACCCAUCAAUCCAAGAAGAUGUUUGCAUAUUCUUACAAAGAUUAUCUACUUACUGAACCAGGGGGAACACUUUGGAACUAUAGAAGCCACAGAAGCCUUCUUUGCCAUGACUCGAUUGUUUCAGUCUAAUGAUCAAAUAUUGCGAAGAAUGUGCUACCUUACCAUCAAAGAAAUGGCUAACAUCUCUGAGGAUGUCAUCAUUGUCACAAGCAGUCUCACCAAGGACAUGACAGGAAAGGAAGAUGUGUACCGAGGCCCGGCCAUCAGGGCUCUCUGCAGAAUCACUGACGGAACAUUGCUGCAGGCCAUUGAAAGAUACAUGAAGCAGGCCAUUGUGGAUAGAGUCCCCAGUGUAUCCAGCUCAGCAUUGGUGUCUUCCUUACACCUGAUGAAGAUAAGCUAUGAUGUAGUUAAGCGCUGGGUCAAUGAAGCCCAAGAAGCUGCUACAAGUGACAAUAUUAUGGUCCAGUACCAUGCAUUGGGAGUCCUGUAUCACCUUAAAAAGAACGAUCGCCUUGCUGUUUCUAAGAUGUUAAAUAAGUUUACAAAAUCCGGUCUCAAAUCACAAUUUGCUUACUGCAUGCUGAUCCGAAUUGCCAGUCGCUUACUAAAAGAAAAUGAAGAGGGGUAAGUGUCUUCAUCUAAACUUAAGUAAU
Messenger RNA from Myotis davidii, 973 nucleotides. RefSeq names its product coatomer subunit gamma-2. Gene Ontology annotation, cellular component: COPI vesicle coat; endoplasmic reticulum; endoplasmic reticulum-Golgi intermediate compartment. The transcript has 9 exons. Gene Ontology annotation, biological process: organelle transport along microtubule; endoplasmic reticulum to Golgi vesicle-mediated transport; protein secretion. NCBI's taxonomy places the organism in Eukaryota, Metazoa, Chordata, Mammalia, Chiroptera, Vespertilionidae. The record is from RefSeq and is a predicted model, not a curated record. Bases 172 to 948 code for a protein of 258 amino acids.